Messenger RNA from Hypoxylon fragiforme, 1396 nucleotides. RefSeq lists its product as uncharacterized. The record is from RefSeq and is a predicted model, not a curated record. The transcript has a single exon. Lineage: Eukaryota; Fungi; Ascomycota; Sordariomycetes; Xylariales; Hypoxylaceae. The coding region runs from base 229 to 1113 and encodes 294 amino acids.
GCUACUAGGUAUAACACCUACCUGGCACUGAUCACCACUGACCAGCCGCACUGCUACGAGAUCAAGGCCGUCUGGGGCCUGAGCAUCUCGCUCUGCGUGCUGUUUGCCUUCUCUGCCGUCAUCUGCAUCGGCCUCUGGCGCCGCAUCAAAUCCACCACGAUGGCACCUCCGAAGGACAUUGAAGGCUAGGGGCGCGCGGGCGCACGUGGAGGCUCGAGAGAGGCGAUUAUGGACGAGAAGUUCGGGGGAGCAGCCCGACAACAGAUUUCUGGUCCCACCGCUCUCGGAACCAGGCUUCUCUCCCCGAAAACCUCCUCCUCCGGAUCGCGGUGGGUCUCCCCGCAUCCGCAUCCGCCUCCACUUGUAGCGCCCAAACCUGCACACCGGGCCCCUAUUUUCCGGUCCAUCGACCAAGAUAUCCCACCGGUACCACCCGUUCCUAUGAUUCUAAAUGUCAAUACUAGCCAAACGGUCAUCACUGGCCAGCCCUUGGCCACCAAUAUUCAACCUCCCGCUCCGGCAGCGACGAGGUCUCUGAACAACCGACAGGAAUCCCCUAACGAGGAUUUCAUACCCAUCAUGCACAAUCCUUUCCUUGACCGCGUUGCUCCUCAUCCUCUUUCCCCUGCUAUCACUUCCAACAUUAGGACAGCAGUGAUAGCAGCAAGAGCAGCGCCACAAACAAUCGUAAUCCCACCCACCCCCAGCGACGACGGCUUCACCCCCGUCACCCCGACCCCCAUCUCACCCAUCCUCAAAAGGUUCCAGCUCACUAGCCGGGCCCCGCCGCUGGUGCAGCAGCCCCGUGACGCGCUUGGUAUACCGAUUGGAAAGAAGUUUCUCCGCUCGAAGAGCCAGGGGGCGAGGGCGAGACGGGCGGAAGAAGAAAAUCAGAAAAUACAAAAAGAAAGAGAAGGAGAGGAAAAAGGAGGAGUAGAGGAUGGCUAUGGUGGUGGUGAUAAUGAUGAUACGACGCCUUUAAGCCCGACGGGUGCUCGCGAUCUGCUGGCAAAGCCGGCGCGGAAGACGCUGUGGGGGGCGAUGAUCGAGGGAUGGUGGGAUCUGGGGCUGUUGGAGAGGGGGAAGAGUCUGAGAAGGAGGGGUGGUGGGUGAUGAGGAUGAGGAUGAGGAUGAGGGUAUUACGUGGUGUAAUGUUUGUUUAUGUGAUUUGAUUUCGGGGCUUGCGUGGGAAGGGAUAUAAUGUAAUGAAUGGCUUGGCCUGGUUUUGGGUUGGAGUUGUCUUUUUCCAAGGGGGGUUUUUAGGUGCAUUUGCUAUACUUACCUCACAUAUCUAUCUAAUAGGUUAGUAGGUAGUAGGUAGUAGGCAGGGGAAAAUAAUACAAGUUGCUAUACCUUAGAAUUUUCUGGCUUCAUAACAGACUUCUCUCGUUUGGAU